Messenger RNA from Saccostrea echinata, 2700 nucleotides. Its product is annotated as molybdenum cofactor biosynthesis protein 1-like. Gene Ontology annotation, biological process: Mo-molybdopterin cofactor biosynthetic process. NCBI's taxonomy places the organism in Eukaryota, Metazoa, Mollusca, Bivalvia, Ostreida, Ostreidae. Gene Ontology annotation, molecular function: metal ion binding; 4 iron, 4 sulfur cluster binding; GTP 3',8'-cyclase activity. The record is from RefSeq and is a predicted model, not a curated record. The transcript has a single exon. The coding region runs from base 211 to 1356 and encodes 381 amino acids.
GCACGUGUCAUUGUGUAUAGAAAAAGAGAUACUCGGUAAUUUAGCCCUACUUUCUCGCUACUGAAAUUGAAUAAGAAUACGCAUUUACAUGACUAAAUCUGGAACAAAACCGAGAGAAGAUAUUGGGAUGCUGACCUAAUUUUUGGUUGUCCUAUAUUUUAACUGGGGGUCUGAUGGUUUUCAGUCUUGUCAGAUAACUGCAUUUCCACAAUGAGGAGACAAUUUUUCAAAGUGUUUAAGAAUAUUCAAACGCGAAUUGGACACACAGCAUCGAGUAGAAUAGAAGCAAAACGCACACAGCAUACCACAUGUCUGGAAGAAGAAGAAAAACUUUCUAAGUUUGAAUCAAAGUCAAAGGAAACUUCAGUUUUGACGGAUUUGUUUGGAAGGCAUCAUAACUACCUCCGAAUUUCAAUAAGUGAACGGUGCAACCUCCGAUGCCAAUACUGCAUGCCAGAAGAAGGGGUAGAUUUAACACCUAAGGAGAGAUUACUCUCAAGCAAAGAAAUUGUACGCAUUGCAGAAUUAUUCAUGAAGCAAGGAGUCAACAAAAUUCGCUUGACAGGAGGUGAACCAUUAGUACGAAAAGAUCUUGUAGAAAUUAUUCAGGGGAUCAAUUCCUUCAAAACUGAGUUUGAUUUGCAGACAAUAGCAAUCACAACAAAUGGAGUAACUCUAGGAAAGAAAUUACCUCAACUGAAGGAAGCAGGACUCAAUCUAAUAAAUAUCAGUCUAGAUACCUUAAUCCCGGCAAAAUUUGAGUUCAUCACAAGGAGAAAGGGAUGGGAGCGAGUGAUGAACAGUAUUGAUAUUGCAUUAGAUUUGGGCUACAGUCCAGUAAAAGUGAACUGUGUUGUUAUGAGAGGAGUGAAUGAAGAGGAAAUAGUAAACUUUGUAGAUCUCACAAAAGAUAAGAAUGUUGAUAUUAGGUUCAUAGAAUACAUGCCAUUUGAUGGAAACAAAUGGAAUUUCAAGAAGAUGGUGUCUUAUGCAGAAAUGAUUGACACUAUUAAAUCAAGCUAUCCAGAUCUCCAAAGACUGACAGAUCAGACAAAUGAUACAUCCAAAGCAUACAAAGUGCCUGGCUUUGUGGGGCAGAUAGGAUUCAUUACCUCCAUGAGUGAGCAUUUUUGUGGUUCCUGCAAUAGACUCAGAGUCACAGCUGAUGGAAAUUUAAAGGUGUGCUUGUUUGGGAAUUCUGAAGUUUCCCUAAGGGAUGCAUUGCGUCAAGGGGCAGGGGAAGACGAAAUCUGGCAAGUCAUCGAAGAAGCCGUCAAACGCAAGAAGAAACAACACGCAGGGAUGUUUAACAUUUCUAAAAUGAAAAACAGACCUAUGAUUUUAAUAGGAGGUUGAAGAUGGGAAAAUCUGGAAGAGCCUUAACGUAAAUUGUGAACAUGACUGUUGCCAUGAUUACUUCUGUGAUAAACUGCUCAGCAAAUGGAUUGAUAUGUUACAUUUAAUACUGUAUAGUAUACUAUAUACUUGCAUAUAAGUUAGAUUUUUUGGUAGUUAAGUUUCUGUCCAAAUUUAUAUGCAACUUCAACUACUAUUGUUUAUUAUUUAGUGACAAAAGUCAGGAGUCCGACAUAUUCUAAAAGUUCUUUCAUGCAGGAAAGGAUCAUGUAAGGUUACCAUAAACAUGAAGUACAAGUGCUUACAGCUUUGAACAAUUUAAUAUAUUGUUCAAAAUAUAUAUUUUUAUUAUGUAUAUUUAUAUUGUUAACAUAACAAUCAAAUAUCAAUAUCAUACCCCAGAACAUACUUUGAAACAGCUGGAGGUAAAUACAAAAGAACAUUGAACUGAAAUAUGCUAUUGAUUCUGGCAAAAAAUCCUGCUGACUUAUUAAUGGGUCUGCUACCCACUAAGUGAGCUGACUUAUAUGCGAUUAUAACAGUAUUUAUUGUAUGUGUAAUAGCUGAUAACCCUUUUUUAAAAUCCAGAACUUUCUUUUAUUUGGAAAGAAAACAUCCAUCCAGCAAAAGUUUAAAGUGCUGACUAUUUUAGGAAUAUAGGCAUCCUUUCUAUAAUUAUAAUCAUUCCACAUACACUGUAGUUUUUUAUGUAAUGAAUAACCUUGUUUGACUUUCCCUCUUGUUUACUGAUAUAGGUAAAUGAUAUGUGUAAGGGAAAUAACUGAUACUUGGUGCUGUGAUCAUUUUGAGUUGAAAUUCCAGUUUUAUAUGAGUAUAUGAUUUAAUCUUAACGACAAUACAUGUUGGACUUUAGUGGUAGAGAUCUUGAGAGGAUGUAUGUCUCAAGAAGAGAGCAUUUAUUUAGUUGUUUUGGAUUUUUUUAAAAUCCCAAAUAUAUCUGUUUGAGAAUGAUACUAUUUCAUUUUCUUCAUGUACAUUGCAAUGUAUAUUCUCCAGACACUAUAUAUCAUGAAUUCUCUUAUUUGUAUGCAGUAUGUUGAAUGAUGGAUAUUUUCUCUGCAAUGACAAUAUAAUGGGACCUAGCUGUUAUAAGGUGUAAGAAACUUGUUGAGCAGAAAAGAUCAUAUUUGGAAUUACAAAUCAUACUGGACAACAUUAAAGAUGGUUAUUUAUUAUCUGUAAGCUCUCCAACUGAAAAAUGCUGAAAUAUAUACUGUAUACCCUUGUCAUACAAUUAUGACUCGAUCUAUUAUAAACUCAUCCAUGCAAGGUUUGAAAUUUCUUUUAAAAUAAUUUAUUUACAUAAUAUUAAUGGUGGCUGUA